Molecule: messenger RNA, 889 nt
Organism: Diospyros lotus (date-plum)
Lineage: Eukaryota; Viridiplantae; Streptophyta; Magnoliopsida; Ericales; Ebenaceae
Product: NAC domain-containing protein 104-like
Exons: 3
Coding region: 20-742 (240 amino acids)
Biological process (GO): system development; regulation of DNA-templated transcription
Molecular function (GO): DNA binding
Source: RefSeq, a predicted model, not a curated record
CGCUAGCUUAACUAUACAUAUGGCUGGUUGUUGGAUGGAGAUGAAGGGGGAGAAGAUGAAGAUGAUGAAAGAUGAUGGAGGGGUGCAGCUUCCACCAGGGUUUCUGUUUGAGCCGACAGAUGAAGAACUCAUCCUCCAUUUCCUCUACCCCAAGGUAGGGGCGGCCGGCCGCCCUAAUGCCUAUCCUAACAUCAUCCCUGACCUCCUCCAUCACCUCUUUCCCUGCGAUCCAUGGCAGCUCCACGGUAGAGCUUUCUUGACAGGCCACAACCGGUGGUACUAUUUCUAUGGCCGGAAAAUGGAAGCGGCGCCGGCAGAGCCGACGGAAACCGGGUACUGGAAAGAAGUGGAUUCUGAGGAGGCAGUAGUUGUGGCCAACAGUGGGAAUAAGGCAGUAAUUGGGUUGAAGAGAAACUUUGAGUUCUACGUUAAUGAUGGAGAAUUAGCUGCAGGAAGAGGAGGAGGAGGAGGAGGAGGACUCAAGACUGAUUGGUUGAUGCAGGAAUAUAGCUUAUUAUGCUGCACCACCACCACCGCCGCCGCCGCCACAAUAAGAAGGGCAAAUCAUCAACAUCAUCAUCAACUGGGCACGAACAGUAAGUUGGUUCUGUAUCGAGCUCAAGAAAGAAGAGGAGGGAUCAGCCAAGACAGCGACGAUGAGCUGUCUUCUCUGGACGAAGAUUUCUUCUCAUCUCUUGACGAUAAUAUUGGGGAUGAUGAAAUCAUCAGUUACCCAAAUUAAUUAAUUAACUAGACGAAGACGCAUGAUGAUGAUUAAUUAUUAUAUGUAAUAGCUAGCACCUAGACAGUCAACUGUAAUAAGACUUGUGUUAUAUAUAGCAUGCAAUUAAUUAAUAAUUAGAUUAAUUUUCUAUGUUGAAUCAGCAUA